CGCAGACGAUAUCAAUGACUAAAAAUUGACACAUAAAUAUUAAAAACUAUGAGUGGGAGUAGUUCUAAAGAUAAUGAUUUAUAUCGCAAUGAUGAAGCGGUUGACCCUAGAGUUCAGAUUGAGUUGGAGAGGUUGAAUGCAGCAACUGAUGACAUAAACAAAUUGGAAGUUGAUUUAGAUGAAGCUAGAGCUAAUUUCCGUCAGUUACUCUGUGAGUCGUCAGUAAGGAUAGAUGCUUUGGGGAAGAAGCUAGGUAGUUGUGUUGAUAAGGCCAGACCAUACUAUGAAGCAAGAAUCAGGGCAAAAGAGGCACUUCAUGAGACACAGAUGGCCGCUGUGAGGUUUGAGCGCGCCAACUCUGCUCACGCAGCAGCCAAGGAGAUGGUUUAUCUGGCCGAGGAAGGUCUCAACGCGGAGGGCCGUACCUUCGACCAUGCCUGGCAGGAGAUGCUUAACCAUGCAACUAUGAGGGUGAACGAGUCGGAACUUGAGAGAACGUUGAGUGAAGCUGAACAUCGACGAACCUCUCAUACCUAUCAACAGGCAGAGACUUCUGUUCAACAACUACAAAAAGAGCUGAAACGAUCCAUAGCAAAAUCCAGUUACAACAUUGGUCGUGUCUUAUCUCAUUCUAACCUCUUCGCUGCUUUGUUUUUGACUGGUUUGUCUUACUUUGAAAUGAAAGCCCAAUUCAACCAAGUUUUGGAGGAACAAAAGACCAAAGUGAAGUAUUUGGAGCAGAAAGUGGCGACAGCAAAAUCCAGCUACGCAGAAGCCCUUCGGAAUUUGGAGCAAAUCAGCGAUGAAAUUCAUAGGAUCCGCAAGAACAAGAGUGAGCCUACAGGCCUGGGAGUUCGAGGGGCUGGAGUAGGAGCAGAUUCUCCCCUCACAUCUGCAACUGUCAGUACCUCUACAAACCCAGACACAGAUCGGUGGACAGAUUCAAUAGGGUCUUCAGAUUCAGAACACCACGAGGAAUAUCUCAGAUUACCUGACAAGCUAGGAUCGUCAAGUUCUCCUAUUGUUCCUCGAAAUAUCCACAAAGACGAGUCUGAAAACUCAGAAUAUCUCAGCCUAUCAACAGUGUCAGAAGGCAGACUGAGAGCCAACCACUCGAAGGAGGCUCGAGAAGUGAGUGAUUUAAGUUCUGUGAGCCUCAGCUCCCAGGUACAGAGUUCUCAGCCUUACCAACUCCUCAACAAGGACGACUUGAGGAAAAGCCUGGAAACUUCCGAGGAUGAAAAUAUGAUACAUACAUUAUUUUCAAAGAUAGUUCCAGGCAAGAUGCGAGCAGGUGGCAAGGCUUCAGAGAGUGAUGAUACCUCUGUGAGAGACCUAGAGGACCACAAUCAAGAGACAUGGUCGGAGGUGAGUCUUGCGUCUCCACAUUGCCGAGCUGAGGUGUGGACUGAGGUGAACCUCAACGACUCUUCCUCGCCAGGCUCAGAUCUUGCUGACCACAAUCAGGAUUCCAAACAAACAAAUACUGAAGACCUCUCAACUUUGACUACUUCAAAGUCAAAACCGGACUCAACUUUGACAAACUGGAUCUCCCGAUCGUCUGUGGAGCAAGGGAAUAACUCCCGGAGGCAGAGCUUGGACACUCUGAUCCUUGGGGGACUUGCCACUGGAGAGAGGGUGAAGGAGAUCUUCUCCCAAGGCAUCAUGAAGUUGAAUAUCUCGUCCCUCACAGAUAGACGAUCCAGCGAGCCUAAGUUUGAGAAGUCCAAUGUCAAGUUGCCAGGUACCAAGAAAGUGCCAUCUCCUCUAGAGAAGUCCAUGGCCUAUCUACACCCUGAGGAUGACUCCACUUCCGAUAGCGAGAGUUUAGCCAGUGUGGAGAUGCUCACUGAUGAUCAGAUAUCCUCACUGAUGCUGGAGCAGGAUCUACAAGAAGUCUGUCAGAACGUCCUUGGAACCCCCAUCUCAGAAGUUGCUCCUCUUUUUGCACCGUAGAACUAUCUGUCAACUGCCAUCAUUUUUAUGCAUAGUUGAGUUCAAUACUGUAUUAGCAAAACCCUCAAAAUAGGGUAAUCGACUGGUUGAUACCCAUUUUAAUCUGUAAAAUUUGCUAAGGAAAAUGUUCAGAUUAUUUUAUUAUUUUCUUUUAAGUUUGUCAAUAGUUAUGGAAUAUUGGUUAUUUUUUUAGCAAAGAUAUGUGGCAUAUGAAGAAGUUUGUUUCCUAAGGAGUAGAGUUUAACCAGCUUACCUUAGAAAAUAUGAAUUCAGCUGUUUAUUGAUACACAAACAAUAUCACACAACAUAACAAGUGAUAUCCUAAUGUACGAUCUUGGACGAACAUAGAAUUUACUCUCCAAGUCUCAAUCUAGGAUGAAAUGUUAGAGUUAUUUUGUGUGGCCGUUUUUGUGUAUCUAUAAACUUCUGGAUUCAUUCAUUUUCUGGUAAGCGGUUACAAAAAAACUCCUUAUUUAAAUCAUAGGUAAUAAUUCCUAAAAUCACUCAUUGCUUAGUUUUCAAUCUCGAUGCUUGCAAGACAAAGAGGCAUAAGUACAUACAAUACUUAACCUCCCUUUUGUCUUUCAAGCGACGAAUUAUCGAUAAUAAGUAAAAACUGUGAACAAAGUAAAAUCAUUGACUUUACACCUUUACUAGAUGUAAUACCAAUGCAUCAAAAGAGAAACAAAAUUUUUGGUGAAGCUAGUGGCUCCAAUAUAUUUUUGUGACCGUACAUUUUCCUGCAAUCACUGCAACACUGUGAUUGUCUUCUGCGAUCGUUUUCUCCUUAACACAUUGAAUGCGAGGGGUGUGAAUUCUCAUCCCGCUGUAAAUCCUCACUACUGGUGCGGGGCGGAAUAUAUUGUCCUCCUUGCAUAACUGCAACCUUUUUUCAGUGUGAGCUCAGCCUCGCGUGGUUAACGUUAUUUCCGAUUGCCGCUUAUUGUUUCAUUUUUAUACUUCAAUCCAGUAUAAUUCUUUUUCAGAUAGGACUAUUUUAUCGGUGGAAGAGAUUGUUCCAAAUUCAGUGUAGUGUGAGGUUUUGGCAUGGAUUUAGUGAAAUGGAAUGGAAAAAUUAUAUUAAUUACUGCAGUGAAGCAUUGUUUAAGGAACCUAACCUCAAAACUGUGCUGGACCCCUUUUUGCGAUAUUUUUUGAUGGUGUAUCCAGGUGUUUCGCCUUACUUUUUCCUCCAUUUGGCAAUACUGAGAGCCUGCUGUUUAGUGCUGCUAUCUUUUGGGUUCUUGUAAAAGCUGCGUCCACAAUGACUGAAAUGCAGUACACGUUAUACCCCUCUCCUAUUAGAUGAAACUAAAUUUAAACAUUUUCGCACACUUAUCCACGAUAGCGCAUUGGUUGCUCCCGCCACUGGCCGCGGAACGUGUUAACAACCUUAAAGACUAGGAAACUAAGAGAACCAGGCCAUCAGCACAGGAUGUCAUUGACAAAGAAUGCAACCUGGCUGAAAGAGGUGUAUAGUCAAUGGUAAAAUAGCUCAAAGCACAAAUAUUUUAUUCUCCUCUAGAAAUCUUCAUCACAAAAACAUUUUCUGACUUAUUUAUUAAUUUUUGUGUCUAAUGUUUUCUACAUUGCGAACAUUUUACUUUGAUAUAGGGUCUUUCUUAGUAAAAUUAAUAAUAAAUUAAAUACAAUCUUCCAUAAGUUUAAAGGAUCUCUUUGCAUUAUAGGCAUGAAAGUGCUUUUAGUCUUGACCUACAAGUUGGCCUAGACGCUGCUGAUAAGUUUUGUUCUAUCGUCUAUUUGUGUGAGAUGGAGAGGCAUUUUUUCCCGAGUACAUACAGAUCAGUUUGCUGAAAGUCAAUGUGAACAAGUUGCCCAAUCGCUACAAUGGAUCUUAUUUGUUCUGUGUGUUGUUUCUGUAAAUUUAUAACAGAAAAUGACAAUAAUUACCGUAAGUAUUAUUAGUCUCUACUCUACCAAUCUUGUCUGAUGCUUCUGUGAUAUGUUGCAUUCUGAUCUGUCUACUAGUCAACAUAUCUUAAUGCCUGUUCAUCUCUCUUGGUACAGAAGAGUCUUACGAAUACAACACAAUGUACAAUAUCAAGAACUCUACCCCGUGCUAAACAAAGAGACACUAGACAUCUUCGGAAAUUUUGUUUAUACAAAAAAUUAUUUUUCAUUUUGCAAUUGCUCUUGAAAAAUUUGUCCAAGCUUCAAUUUAUAUUUUAUAAUAGUAUAUUACGUUACUAGUCCUGAAAAUAGGUGUUUACCGGACAAGUGUGGUCGUUCCCGUGCGAGACGAAGUCGAGUGCGGGAUUACGAUACGAGUCCAGUAAACAUAUUUUGGACGAGUGACGUACGAUAUUUUAUGCCAUACUACUCUAUGAAGCUAACUUAACAAUAAAAAAUCUGUACAAAUAAGAGAGGUUAUGUUUUUGGUGUCUGGUAAAAGCUCAUUACAGUACAGUAGUACGUAAUGAACCCCCAUUUGAUUAAGCUGGCGGCAAACAGCUGUUUUCCGGACUAAAUCCUUGCGUGGGAAGUUCGUCAAAACAGUGUAGUGUGACGUAAAAUCAAUUACAUGAUAGAAAAUGAUAUAAUGCUCAUCAGCAGUUUCUUAGACAAAGUAAUAAUUAGCUUUUCGAUAUGUUCUGUAAAGAGAUUAAGUUUAAUCAGCUUACAUUAGAAAGUUUUGGGUCUAAUAGAUAUCCGAUGAAAGGUCACAUAACGUAACUCUGAUAUUUUGUUCUUCGGAGAGAAGAUUGGUUAGAAAUGUGAAAAGUCAACAUUUAUCAUCAAUUUACUCUUUAACUCUGGAGUAACUCUGACGAUACAUCAAUGUUAUGCUGUGAUGCAGUAUGUGUAUGUAUAUCACUAUAGAGUCGAACUUUACCAGGUGAGAUAGGUAAAUCGUAUCCCUUUCCACGGCUUUUCUUCAAAAUAUAAAAGUUAAUCAAGCAGAAGGAGGAAUAAUUAUGUAGCCAAGUUUCUUAUGAUGGCGAGUCAUCAAGUGUGUAUUCGUAAGGCUCUACUGUACAUUAUUUAGGUUAUAAAAUGGUACUAAACAAGAAUAGUUUUGUGUAAAAUCUAGUCAGAAAUUAUUUAUUGUGGUGCUAAUGUUAUCUUUGCUCUUUAAAUCCACUUGAAACCUAAAUGUUGAAACUAGAUUUCAGAAUAGGAUAGAAAACGUAGACUUUGCUAAAUAUAAGAGCACUUCCCAUAGUAAAUUUAUUUCUCCACAAUUAUCAGUGAUUGUAUAUCUUGACUUAAGUUUGCGUUAUAUUAAUAUAAGACACAUUUUUUUUACGGUAAAACUUAAGAUUACUUGUUUUAUUUUUAUUCCAUCUGAUUUCAUGAAGCAAUAAGGAAUCUUUGAUUUAAUAUUGGCAUCAGCACCAAAAAUAGGUAUGCUUGAUAUCAAAACAAUACAUUUUUGUGAUUUAAAUAGGAUUAUUUUUUAAAUAGUUGUCUCAUUCUUAAUAAUGUUGAGAAUGAACGUAUAAUGUUUUUAUUAAGUUAUGUCGUGUUAUUUUGACUUGAUAUAUUUAUAUUAUUUACAUUUUUGUGCUGUAUGUAUAUGUUAUUUAAUUUUAUAUUUAAGUAUGGUAAACAAAUUGUAGUUAUUUAAACUAUUUUCUUAUAAUUAAGUUUAGCUGCUUUAAAAAGUAUUUUAUAUUACUUUUAUUUAUGAUAUUAUUAAACUUUGAGACUGUUUUAUCACUUUUAGUAUGACAAAUUUUGUUUAUGUUUUGUAACAUAUUUCAAGUACAAUAAGAAACGAAAACCUUUUGACUGAUUUUUUAAUUGACUUAUUAUAAGCUUUUAUUUACCUUUGAUCAGACAUAAAAGCAUAAAAGAACAUAAAAUCUAAAAAAAUGUAUUCACAUUUCCAAGUGAUCAAGAAAGUCACUAUGCAAUAAUCUUUGGUACAAUCAUGCAUUUUUAUAAUCUCAAUUGGUUAUUAGAAAAAGGUUAUUUCACAUAAAAAAAGUUGUCUAAGGAUUGCUGUAAAAAUAGUACUGUACUGUAUAUUAUUGUUUUAGUUAAUUUGCUUAUGCAGAUAAGAAAAACGUUGGUUAUCUUGCGUCCGCUUUAUAAAGCAAAUAUUUUACUCAAAUUUUUUUUCAACUGUGGGUAAAUAGUGCCUAAUAUUAUUUAUUCCAACUGAGUUGUGCCUAUAUAAUAUGCAAUAAUAUUGAUAAGCAAUAGUUGUGUCAAUGAAUAAGUCCGCAAUUUCCAAAUUUUGCUUAAGUUUAUACUCUGCUAUAAAGGUGUUGUACCUUUAAAACAAUUUCAAACUUUUUGUAAGUUUUAUUUUAGACUGAUUUUUCCUACAGUUACCUAACAAUGUACAUGUUCUCUCGCUGAUUUGAGAAAGCAAAGUGGCCAAUUCGCUCAUCAGUGAGACAGUGUUAACAUUGUCUCACUCUAAUUACUUCGUCUCACUCCAGAUUUGCAACGUGAAGGCACAUUUCUUUACCAAUUUAUUUGUUUUAUGGUAGCUGUAGGAAAAAUAUAAUGUGCAACUCGAGUGCAAAGUGCAAUCGCUUCACUCGAGAAACCAUUCCUCACUCGCCUACGGCUCGUGAGUAAGGAUUUCUCUCGAGUGAGGCAAUUGCUCACUUUGCUCACUAGUUGCACAAAUAACUAUUGUCUACUGAAUGUUAUAACAAAUCUUUAACAAAAGAAUUUAUAUAACCUAUUUUGUUAAGGAUGUUGUUACAACGAGAAGUAUUAUAAGGGGAGUUUAAUAUAGGGUAAAUAUUUUCCUUUUCCUCGUUUCUUGUGUUGUCUAUUUUUUACCAAUAGCUGUUUGUAUUUUUUGUUCUUUGCUGAUUUUUGUUUUAAGCCUUAACGUUAACUGUGUGUUGUCUGUGAAGUAUUUAUAUAAAAUGUAUAUUCACUGUUAUUUUGUUGCUUAGGAAAUAAAGGCUGAUUUUUAUCAUCAUUAAAAGUAAAGUAAGAACCCCCAAUUAAGGGAUUUAAAUAAAUGUUUUUUUUUCGCUGAUAAUGUAAAUUGUUUAAAAUAUUUUGUUGUAAAUUGUAUCAUGGUAUACAGUAGCGUCUCACUAUUCUGAACCCCGCUAUUUAGAAAAUCAGCUAAAUCUAAACUUAAGUUAGAAAUUAUUAUUUAUUUUUUAAGACGUUAAUACGAAGCUAACACGAAAUCAAGAACAUCCUCCAUGGUCACAGAGACAUCGUCAUCAUCCCUCUCACAAUCGUCAAACCAGGAACAUCACCUGGGUGGCAAUCGCAGAAACUAUAAAUCGCGCAUUUUCCCAAAGGCUUUCUGCGAUCGCAAAAACAAAAGAUUAGUGCAGUCAUGGCGAAUUGGUAAAAAUCUAUUGAGGAUACGCCGAAAUCGUGAACAUAUUUCUCGGCUGCAGAGACAUCAUUGUCUCCUGCAAUCAACCGCGAACAUCAUCUGUGAUCGCGAUGAUCAAUUAUUACAGAAAUCCGCUUAUUCUGAAUUCCUACUUAUUCUGAAUUCCCGCUAAUCAUAACUAUGUUCAGCUCGGGUUCGUUCAAAAUAGCGAGACUCUAGUUUAUUUAUGGUUCUUGGUUCACCCUCAUUUAAUUGUUGAAAAAUGGAGAAUGAUUGAUUUAAAAAAUGUUACUUGUUCUCUGUAAUUAAGAUGUUUGCUAGAUAAAAUCGGUGUAAUCUAUAAAUGUGGCAAAAAAAGUUAAAAGAUUUUAAAAUUUAAAAUUAAGUUGAUCUUUAGUGAUGAAACCAUGUACUAUUAAUUACUGUUAUUAUAGUUUCAUCAUAAUAGUUACUAUCAUAAUUAUCAUGAAUAUAUUUCAAAAGUAAACUUUUUGUUAAAAUCAAUCCAGUUCAUUGGGUGUUGUUGAGAAUCUAUAUUUCUUUGUUGCUGUAUUGUGUUAGUACCUUGCUUUAUAUAAUUGUUUUUGUUACUCAAUAUCUAGAAGGUAUAAUGUAAACAAUGUAUUAUAUUAUGUAAAUACAGUA
Molecule: messenger RNA, 7888 nt
Organism: Macrosteles quadrilineatus (aster leafhopper)
Lineage: Eukaryota; Metazoa; Arthropoda; Insecta; Hemiptera; Cicadellidae
Product: SH3 domain-binding protein 5-like
Exons: 13
Coding region: 49-1956 (635 amino acids)
Biological process (GO): intracellular signal transduction; negative regulation of protein tyrosine kinase activity
Cellular component (GO): cytoplasm
Molecular function (GO): protein kinase inhibitor activity
Source: RefSeq, a predicted model, not a curated record